Prorocentrum cordatum is the source of this 3427-nucleotide messenger RNA. Lineage: Eukaryota; Dinophyceae; Prorocentrales; Prorocentraceae. The record is from the annotation of a GenBank genome assembly.
AUGGUGCCGCAGCCGCCAGCGGUCCCGCGCAAGCCCCACUGGUGCUGCGGGCAGUGCGGUCGCGCGGAGAACUGGGCGUGCCGCAUCCAAUGCCUCUGCGGUCGCGAUGCGCCUGCCGCCAUUGUCUCCCCUGCGCGCCAGAAGCACAUGGAGACAGGCGACGGCAGUGGCAGCGGCGGCAAGAAGGGGGCUCCCAAGAGGCAGGCGGGUGCUCCCAGUGGUCUGCCGAAGGAGCUUGCCGGGUGGAUGCAGACCAUCGAGAAGCGCCUGGCGCCGCCCGCUGCCGUGUGGCCCAAGCCUGGAGGCACGGCGCCGUGGCACGAGUCUGCUACAGGCAACAGUGCCGAUCCUGACAAGAAGUCGAAGAGUGCCAAGCUUGCCGAGCGGAUCACGGAGCUUAAGGAGGCCCUCAAGAAGCUCCCGCCCGCUGACGAGCGCAACACAGAUUUACGGAGUCCGAUCGAGAAGCAGUUGGAGACAUUGCGUGCGAAGAAGCGGGACCUGCAGCGUGCGCGGAACGGCCUCGAGAAGUUGGAGAACGAGUUGGCCGAAAUGGAGAGUCAGUUGGCUGAGCUAUCCAAAGGCAUCGAGCUGCGCAAGCAGACCGUCGAAGCCGAGAGGUUGGAAGUUGCGGCGCUCGACGCGGCCUUCGCCGAGACGGCCAAGGGUGUCACCGCCAGCGCUGUCGACAUCGACCCCGUCGAGGACGACGUGGCCGACCAGCCUGAGCUCGUUGCCAUCCUCAAGCCGGAGGCCUGGACCAAGCUCAAGGCCGCGGUCGCCAGCAAGGGCAGCAUCGACGAUUUCAUGCAGGCGUUCGACGCCACGUGGUCCGAGGUGGAGCUCAAGCGCGCGCGGCGGCCCUACAGUGCGAGCGGUGGCAAGGCGUCCGUCAAGAAGCGCCUUGGCAGCACCGCGGACAGCACCGUGCUUCUGCAGGAGUUCGUGCACAUCAGCGAGCACGUCGAAGCCCUGAGCUCCUGGCGUGGCGGUCGAGGCUGGAGGCUCUUGGCGCUUCCGAUCCUGCCCACGGUGGGCUCGGUGCCGUCUGCAGGCGUUGCCAUCGCUGUGCGCGACUGCCUGGGCGCGCGGCCCCCAGUCCCCGGGCGGCACGAGGUCUGGCCAAAUCGAGUUCAGCACGUUAUGAUAGAUGUGCUUGAUCUGCCCACCAGCCUCCACGUCUUCAAUCUCUACCUGUUCACGGGUGAGGGCGCUGGCGGGCGGAACGGCAGUUUACUGCGGGAGUUGGGCCUGGCUGCCGAGGCUUGGGGCGGCCCCGUGAUCAUUGGCGGCGACUGGAACAUGCACCCUGGAUGUAAUUAUGCUAGUGCCGCCAUUGAUGUCAAGUGGGCUAAGCGCGGCCAUCGACCAGCCCACGCGCUCCUCAAGGGCGAUGCCGAGCACGUCAAGAGGCUGGUCUACACGGCGGCGCCAAAGAUGAGCACCCAGGCUGCGCCUGAGGGCUGGCAGCGGUUGCAGAGUUCUCUCCUCGGCAUCACGGGUCUCAAGAGGCUGGUCAGCCCAUCCGCGCAGGACCUCGCGACGCGCGCCGAGGAGGUCCUCAAUUUCACCACGGCGGUCUCCCACGGGCAGGGCCUGUCCACGCGCCUGAAGCGCCCCGCCCAGCAGGCGCGAGCGCUCGCGCAGGACGAUUUCGACGAGGAGGUCUGCCGCACGUCCCAUGACGACAUCGAGCCCGGCAUCAAGCUCGCGGCCAGUGUCGCGUCCAAGGCCGCGGUCUCGGAGCCCGGCGCAGUUGUCAAUGACAAGCUCGCGAUCGUGGGCACCAGUUCCCCCCUCGCGCAGGGCAUCGUCACCGCGCUUGGUCUGGCCCCCUCAGGCGCCCGUCGCAGCGCUGUGCAUGUCGGAGUUGACGUUAGCGAGGGCAGUCUGCUCGCCGACAGAGGGGCCCCCACCAAGCGCAUGAAGCGCAGGGCGCAUAUGGUGAGGCGCAUGCAGAAGAUCAGGCGCUUCGGGAAGGUCACCACUGGCAUCAAGGCGCAGUCCAUCGGCUGCGUCAUCCGCGCUGGCGCCAUGCCCGAGGCCACCUACGGUAGCGAGGUUGUCGGACUCAGCAACUCGGAGAGGCUUCGGCGCAGGCGUGACGCGGCGCGUGGACAGCUUCCCGUGCGCGGCGGAGUGAGCCCCUCGAGCAAGACGGUUUUGCCGGGCGACGGCGCAGGCGCGUCAGCCAUUGCACCUGCCAUCCAGUGGCGCAGAAUGCGUUGGCAGGCGGAGGUCUGCGAGCAUCCGCUCGCUGUCCGUGCUCGCCUGUUGAGGCUCUGGCGCGAAGCCGAGCCAUGCGAGAUCGCCGACCGCGAGACACUCGCUGGAAAUGAUUGCCUGGCCGCCACCCGACGGUUUCACCAGCCCAUGCCGACCCAGCUGCGCGCGUCAAACCAGGCAGCGGGCAUCCUCAAGUUUGGUCGCGGCCUCGAGGGCCACCAGUUCAUCUCGGCUCGGCACGUCAAGGCUCAUAGGCCCCAGGAGCAGUUCGAGAGUCUGGAGGCGACGCACAUCCCGAGGCGCGCCGCGAACCAUGGCACGUACGUGUCGAUGGCGGACGCCGCGCGCCCGGCGCUGAAACCAGGCCAGACGCACCUGUCCGAGCGCCAGCUCUACAGCAGCGAGGCGGGGGCCCCGCAGUCCACCUACCUUCAGGCGCACCGGCCGACGGGCAGCCAGUACGCUCACAUGGGCCAGCACGUCGCCGCGCAGAAGUACUCGGAGUCGGCCGCCAAGUCCCAGAGACCAGUUCGCAAUACCGAAGACGCCCCGGGUCACCGGUCGUGCUCACAUUGGAGGUCGGAGUACCAGACCAACAUGCACGAGGAUUCCAUCGCCGGAGCGGUGCAACAUCGUCAGUUCGGACCCCCGUACCAGUCGGCGAACCCAGCCACCUGCCUGAGCGCGACUUUCCCGGCCACGACCAACCAGGAGGGCUUCGGGCAUUACGGCUCCGAUCCCACCCACAGGAUGAAUCACGAGGACAGCCGGCUGCCCGUGCUGACCCGCGGUGCCGACACGCACAAGGGGACGACCAAGGGCACGAACCACAUUGCGGGCUAUUCGGGCUUCCUGCCCUCGAACACCGUGAACCCCUUGGUUGCGAGGGUCGAGCAGGGCGGGCAGACCAGGUCAAUCGAGAAGCAUUUGAUGACAGAGAACUACAACAGCAGGCUCGUUGGUUACGGUGGUUACAAGCCCACGACCGCCAAGAACGACAAAGGGGGGGUGAAGGUAGGGGGGCUUACUUCGAACGGCGCCACCUUCAAGGAGAGCUUCUGGAAGCGGUCUGAGCAACCCGGCAUGCGCGCGCGCACUUGAGUGGUGGCAUGUUCCGACCACAGUGGAAGAAUUCACAAGAUUUCGGCUACCAAGUUGCAGAAUUCGUCAAUCAGGUAUGGUAGGACGAGAUGUCAGGGGG